Molecule: messenger RNA, 1236 nt
Organism: Stomoxys calcitrans (stable fly)
Lineage: Eukaryota; Metazoa; Arthropoda; Insecta; Diptera; Muscidae
Product: lipase 3-like
Exons: 4
Coding region: 1-1236 (411 amino acids)
Biological process (GO): lipid metabolic process
Molecular function (GO): hydrolase activity, acting on ester bonds
Source: RefSeq, a predicted model, not a curated record
AUGCAAGCAUUCGAUGUGGUUGCAAUCACAUCGGCAAUGAAGGCCUGGUUCUUAAUUUGCACAUUCACUUUCAGUUUCAGCUUAGAGCUUGGCGCUCUGAGCCACAAUACGAAAUCGACGGCAGAUCGAAUUCUUGAUUUUGGCUAUCACAGUGAGACACAUAAAGUCACAACAACAGAUGGAUAUGGGCUGACGUUAUUCCGCAUUAGGCCGGCCAGAAUAAGAGAUGACCGAAAUCCCAAUGGGCCAGUUGUAUUAAUGAUGCAUGGCUUAAUGAGUUCCUCUGAUGGCUGGGUUAUCAAUGGACCUUCGCAGGCUUUGGCUUUCCUAUUGGCCGAGGCAGGUUAUGACAUAUGGUUGGGAAAUGCCAGAGGCAACCCUUAUUCCCAGCAACAUAGAAAAUGGUCUAACGCAACACAACGUUUUUGGCAUUUCUCCAUACAUGAAAUUGGAAUCUAUGAUCUGCCGGCCAUUAUGGAUUAUAUACUGCAUGUAACCCAGCAAACAUCUUUACACUAUGUAGGUCACUCGCAAGGUUGCAUGAUUUUAUUGAUUCUACUCUCCACUCAUAAGGAGUACAACGAUAAGAUAAGAACGGCUCAUUUAUUGGCCCCGGUGGCCUUUAUGAAACAUGCCAAUCAAUUUCUGUUGCGUUUGAUUGCCUUACUCUUUGCAAGACCUAGUCCAUUGAAUGCUCUCAUAGGCGACAGACCCUUACUGCAAAGCCAGCUGAUAAUGGAUUUUCUGGGAGGCAAUCGUUGCCGACCCAUAACUUCUUACCCGUUGGAGUGUUCCAAUGUUUUAUUUCUUGUGAGUGGAGGCUGGUCGGGAUAUUUUAAUAAGACUUUAUUACCCUCCAUCUUUGCUACUCAUCCGGCAAGUUGUUCCACCAAUCAGUAUAUACAUUUGGCCCAAUUACAUGUGACCGCUAGAUUUCAUGCCUUUGAUUUUGGCCGUGAGGAAAAUCUGCUGCAAUAUUCUCGACCAGAACCUCCUGCCUACGAUCUUUCGAAAAUCAACACCCUUUUACCAAUACACAUCUAUUAUAGUGACUAUGAUGAAUUUGCUUCAAAACGCGAUGUUGAAUAUCUUAUCCAAGUUAUGGGUAAGAGGGCCAUAUCACAUUUUGUAGAUCUGCCACAAUUUACCCAUACGGAUUUUAUAUGGGCCAUCAAUGUCAAGGAAACAAUCAAUCGGCCCAUAUUAGAUAUAAUGAAUCAAGCAGAGGGAACAUGA